Messenger RNA from Manis pentadactyla (Chinese pangolin), 1479 nucleotides. RefSeq lists its product as uncharacterized. The transcript is spliced from 4 exons. The record is from RefSeq and is a predicted model, not a curated record. Lineage: Eukaryota; Metazoa; Chordata; Mammalia; Pholidota; Manidae. The coding region runs from base 123 to 779 and encodes 218 amino acids.
GCGCGGCGGGCGGCCUCCAGGUCUCCUCCCCGCCCCCGCGGGCCGCCCCCGCGCCGCCGGCCGCUUCCCCGAAGUCUCCCAGAGCCGCCGGGGGGAGGGAAGGGGGCGGGACUGGAUAGAGGAUGGGCCACCUGCGCGCUGUCCCCGAAUCUCCGACGGGGCUCUGGGCCGGUGGGAGGCUGCGGCGGGCUCGGGAGGCAGAGCUCGGUUCAACUCGCUCGGCUGCACAGAACACCGCGGGGCCCGCGCGGGUGACGUUCAAGGCCGGCCGCGUCCCCAGGGACUCAAAUCGUCUACACCGCGUGCUGGAGCAUCUACUGAGGGGAGCUGGGACCAGGGCAGAAGAAACCACCGCCUCCGGCCUGGAGAGCGCUUGUGCUGCAGGGCAGAAGGGUGUACCUACACCUUCAGCGUGGCAGGUGGGUCUGGUGACGCGCCCGACACUCGUGCUGUAUGGCCCUGCCCAGCCCCGUGGCCUGUGCCUGUCCUGUAGCCUCCACACGGGGCUCAAGUGGAGGCGGGGGAGCGGGGCGCCCACCCGCGCCGUGGGAAAGCAGCCCCGAUGUGGACGUGCCCUAGUGGCCAGGUCUUCAUCUGCGGAAGAGGUAUUUUUCCGCCAACCCGGAAAGCACACGGAGAGGCAGAGCUUGGGCUGGAGGCGGGGCCGGCAUGGAGGGCUGGCGGGGUCGAGGAGGCGGCUCCCUGCUCCCCUCUGCCCUCCGGCUCGGCUCCUGCCGCUGUGGGCCCGCCCCUCCCGGUGCCGCCCCCACCGCGGGUGAUCAGGGGGCCCCCAGGGAGGCUCUUCCCGGCCCGCAGGGGCUCGGGGUCCAGCGACACGCCCCGCGGGCCCUGGGCAGGCUGCUGGAGGGCCGCGUCGGAGCUGGAGUCAGGCGCGCUGGGACAGAGACCCACUUCCCGAUGGCCAGACCCAGGCACCGCACACCCGUCCUGCGGACCCGCCUCGUGGGCGGCUGCCGUCCCCAGGUGGGGGGGUCGUCUGGGGCCCCGGCCGGAGGCAGUCGGCCCGGCUUGCUGCGCCCUUUCGCGAGGGGGUGCCCCGGAGAGCCGGCUGUGGGAGCUCCGAGCCUGCUUCCAAGAAAUCAGCUGCAUUUCGUCGCAGCGCCGGCUCGUGGGCCCCGGAGCCCCGGCCCCCCUCUGUGCCCUGCACCCCCCGCCCCUCCCCGCCCUCCGUCCUUUCGUCGCUGCCUCGCGCUCCUAGCAUCUGGGUCUGCGAGGUCGCCGCUCCUGCGGCCGCCGCUUGUAGCUGGCUGUGAUGAAAAGCGUCCGCUUUACGCUCGCUGGGCCCAGCAGCACUACAAGACACACAGAUCCCUUUGUUGCAAAUAAUUAAUUUGACUCCAUAUUGCAUAAUAUCCUAAAAAGCUUUCUGGGGUGAACUCCUGCCGGCCAGACACUGUGAUCUCAUCAGUAUUGCAUUGCACUGGGCCCUACCGUGAUGCAGUUUCAUUAAAAAUUUAA